Molecule: messenger RNA, 1553 nt
Organism: Cucurbita pepo subsp. pepo (vegetable marrow)
Lineage: Eukaryota; Viridiplantae; Streptophyta; Magnoliopsida; Cucurbitales; Cucurbitaceae
Source: RefSeq, a predicted model, not a curated record
AGGGAAAGGUUUCCACUCCCUUAUAAAGGGUGUCUCAUUCUCCUUCUCACGGGAUCUCACAAUAAUAAAGGAAAUUGUUCGAUGAAAAUAGUUGAAGUAUGCCAAACAGGAACGAAUGACGAUAAGGAGCACAGAAACGCAAACGUCGGCAUGAAGUUGACACCAUACAAAUCGAUCGAACUGCAAUUCAGAUUCUUCUUGUUCUUUCGAUCAAAGACGUGGUUGGUGGACAUUUCAGAAACUGCUGCUCUUUGUCUUUUUAUGCAUCAAAGAAAAGGUUGCUAUCAGUAAAAAGGAUGGAAAAUAUGGCAAGGAUGAAGUUGAAGAUGGGAAUGAAGAAUAUAUUCUUCGAUCUCCGUUCCGUUUAGUUGAUAGAAAAAGAUUUAUCUCUAUUCCUUCUCCUAUAUUCCGCCCCAUUAAGAAGAGAAGAAGAAAAGAAAAAAUGGAGAAUAAUAUAAGCAUGGUGGAGGCCAAACUUCCUCCUGGAUUUAGGUUCCAUCCAAGAGAUGAAGAAUUGGUCUGUGAUUAUCUGAUGAAGAAGAUUGGCUCUGUUUGUGAUUCUUCUUCUCUCUUGAUUGAAGUUGACCUCAACCAGUGUGAGCCUUGGGAUAUUCCAAGAGAGGCAUGCGUGGGGGGAAAAGAGUGGUACUUCUUCAGCCAGCGGGACCGUAAGUACGCGACUGGGCUUAGAACAAACCGCGCCACAGCCUCAGGGUACUGGAAGGCCACUGGCAAAGACAGGCCUGUCUUUCACAAGGCCAAUCAACUCGUUGGGAUGAGAAAGACUCUUGUUUUCUACCAAGGAAGGGCCCCUAAAGGCCGAAAAACCGAGUGGGUUAUGCAUGAAUUUCGGCUUGAGGGUCCACUUUCUCCUCUCAAAGAUCCACCUCCUAGGGAGGACUGGGUUCUGUGCAGAAUGUUCUGUAAACAGAAAGAAGUGCCCGCCCGACCGAGCACGGGAAGCAGCAGCUCCUACAGCAACGUCGCUGCCUCGUCGUCUCUCCCAGCUUUGAUGGACUCAUACCUCAGUUUUCACCAAAAUCCAAGCAGCUAUUUAAAUGAGUUUGAGCAAGUGCCCUGCUUCUCCAUUUUGUCUCAAAACCAAACCAUCCCAUCUCUCUCAAACCUCAUACAAAUGGAGGCAAACACAGGCAACAACAUCAAGAACUUCACCACAAUGUAUGGAGGAAUGCCAAAUUCAAGCACUUAUUCUUCAAAUAUUGACCCUUUUGCCUGUGACUCAUCAGUGCUCAAAGUUGUUCUAAAUAACAUUACUAAGAUGGAAACAAAUGGCAACCCCUUCAUAGGGCAACCCAGCAUGGGAGAAGGCAGCUCUGACAGCUACUUGUCUGAGGUUGGUGAUGAUAUUUCCAGCUUUUGGAACAGAUGACCCAGAAGGAAAAUGAAGGAGAAAUUAGUUUAUUGUAAAGAAAAAUGGUGAUUAUUAAGAAGGAUUGUAAUUUAAAGGGUUUUUUUUUUUAAAUUUAUUAUUUUAAUAAAAAGAUCCCAAGUGUAAAUUUUAUUGCAUAUUUUGGGAACUUUUUAAAGCCUAA